AGAAGGGAAGGACACAAAGACGGGCCAGGCGCCCAAGACGACGACGGCCAAGCUGAAGGAGCGAUGGCUGCUCACCAGGAAGACGUGGCGCUACAUGAGCGACGCGGGCAAGAAGCUCUUCCCCGAGGGCGUCAACCCGCAGAAGGCCGAGGACAUCCCCAAGGUGGAGGAGCACUUCCAGAAGAUCAACAGCCGCAGCCGCGACUUCAUCCUGGUGCCGAAGCCGCCGGAGACGCCACGCUCCGGCCGCAGGCGGAGGAAGCGGCUCACGAGCACCGCCUCCGACACCACGGACACGGCCGACGACUACCUGGACACGGACGAUGAGGGCGCGCACGACGCCCCUCGCAGCGCGCCCGUCCACGGCCUUGCUCACGCGCCCUUCAUGGGGCCCGUUCUUGCCAUGGGCGGGACCCCUUUCAUGGGCGCCAUGGGCACUGCAGGCGCUUCAGGCGCCAUGGGCACUGCACUCCCCAUGGGCGGUCACGUGGGCGUCACAGGGAGCAUGAAGGGCGCAGGACCAAGCGGCCAAUCCAGCGCAGGAGUCAGUCCUACGCUUCCGGCCACUCGCCCAUGUACCAGGCUACUCAUGGCGGGGGACUGCCCACUAGUGGCUACCCAGGGCUGCCCAUCACCGCUGGCUUGUCCAGAGAACGACUGCUGUCUGUGGGAGAGCUCCGGUAUGAGCUGCCCCCGGAGGUGUACCACCACCUUCUGCGGAGCAACCUCCUGCAGUGGAGCCAGCAGGACCUCACCGAGGAGGACGAAGACGAGUACGACUCCUGCGAGCAGCUGGAGAUCGACGGAAGCCGCAUGAGGAGCGUCGGGGCGCAGACGGACCCGCACCUUGACAUGAGCGUCCAGACCGACGACGAUGCGACGGCCGAGGACAUGGUCAAGGUGGGAGCGGAGUCUCGCAGCGUCACGGAGGCCAACGCCGCGGCCGGAGCCCUCAGGUUCCCGAGACGCCGCCAGCCUCAGAAUCGAGUGGCAGCGGGACGUCCAUGCUGAAGAAGCUGUGGCAAAGGCGAGAGAGCGCGGCUGGAAGCGUCAUCCGAGGGGAGGCGCUGCAGCAGGAGGGGGGAGCGAAGAAACAAGCCUCCGAGAAGGACAAGGACGCACCGAAAGGCGUCGUGGCUGCCAAGCGCAUGUGGGCGGAAAAGGCCGCCGCUUCAGGGGGCACUCCAAUAACGCCUCCAGGAACCAAGCCCAAGCAAGAAAAAGCUCAAGAAAAAAGCAAACUCAAGUCUGUGUUCAAGUUAGGAUUGAAAUGCGAUGUCGAUCAGCAAGGAGGCUCUUCGAAAAAGUCCGUCGAGAAGACGAAAGUAGAUAAAUUUAAAACCGUAAAUUACGAUAAGACGUUGCGGAAUAUUAAGUCGAAGUGGGUGCCGAAUCCAGAGGACGAGGAACUUCUCAGACAAUACCGGCAUACAGGUGGGUGACCCGCUGCCGCAGUUCAUCCUGGCGGGGUUCCGCAUCAGCUCGCCCGUCGAGAUCAUCCACCAGCGGCGGCGGUCCAGACGCCGCAUUUCGAAGGCGGAUUCCAGCGACUUCUCUGGCAGCGAGUGCUCGAUGCCGACGUCACCGCGCUACUCUGUCACGGUCACGGAUGACCAAGGCUCCCGCGACCUGCUGGUGUCGGAGGCGGAGGCCUUCCGGCUGUGUCAGAUGGGCGUCCACAUCACCUUCAAGCGGUCCAGCAUUGAUGCCUCGGUGGACACUAGUGAGUUCGAGGCCGAGGGCGCCGCGGGGGGCAUUCCGCCGUUCCAGCGCUCCAUCUCGGCCCUUCAGGCGUCCGGACACUUGUCCCAGAUGAUGUACAAUAUCCGAGGUCGUCCGUCGCAUCCACAGGUCAACCCGUGCGCAGGUGCGGCCCCCGGUCAGGGCGGCCACCGAGGCAGCCAAGGACUACUGCAGUCUUUUCUCCCCGCAGUGAUGCAGAGGUCGAGGGCGAGCGGGAGCGGGCACACCUCCAGACUCGUGGCCAAGAAGAUCUGGCGAGCUCGAUCCAAGAGCCAGUCCCGCGCCUCCGCAGGGACCACCUCAAUCUGGACCCCCAUGGGCGGAAACACGUGGAGUUCGGUCACGGGUCGAGUGGUAAGCCUGGAGAACACGUCCCUCCUGCAGUUCACGGAGAUCGAGAGACUGACGCUCCAGCAGCUGGCCAUCGCCAAGCUCCAGGCUCUCAACCUCGGCUGCCAGAUCCGCGUUCCGAGAGAGUGUGCUGACGACAGGCUGAGAGGCAACGAGAUCGUACCGGACUCCAGCAAGUUGGAGCAAGCGAAUGCCAGUGCCCAGAAGAAGAGGCGACCGUACCUGCUCAAGAGGAAAGCUCUCACCACCGGCUUCUUCGAUUCCAAGAAGGAGGAGGCUAAGGAAAUCCGCAACCGCAAGCUACAGUUUGAGGCUUUGCAGCACCUAAUUCAGCUUCUUCCAGUACCCAACCGAGACACCCUUUACUCGCUUCUCAAUUUCUUGGCUACUGUUGCUGAGAACUCAGUUGACCAUCACACAAACACGGGUGAGACUUUACAAGGGAACAAGAUGGACAGCAGUAACUUAGCUACACUCUUCGCCCCUAAUAUCCUACAUAUGGUGAAGCCAGGAACAGAAACCAUGUCAACAUCAGACAUGGCGACCCAUGCAGAGGAGCGGAUAGACGUUAUAAAUGUAAUCAGAAGUAUGAUUGACCACAACAAAGAGCUGUUCCAGGUUUCAUCAGAGCUCCUCGAUGAGACCUACCAGCACCUGAUGGACACUCAUCCAGAGGCCUUGGACCUUCUGCUGCGCCGCCGCUGCACAGGACCAGAUGAGUUGGAUCUUGAUGUGGACACCAGCAGCAGUGUGUUCGAAGGCAGCGAGUGCUCCUCUUCCCUGCCCCGCUCCCCCACCGACCUGACACACCACCACGACUUUGAUCGGUUACGCAUGAGCCUAGAGGAGGGGGAGGGGAUGCGUAUGCUACGAAGGGAGGAGGUCGUCCAUGAAGGUGCAGCUGUAGCUCCCAUGCAACAGUCAGGCAGAAGAAGAUAUCCAGAUGAGGAAGAAGAUGGCCGUGGGCGACGACGAGACAAAGGAGCAGAUGUCCCAGUUUCAUCAGCAAGUGAAGAGCGAGGGUGGUUUAGGAAACGCGAAAAGAGUUCUUCCCGAGAACUAGACAGAACGAGCGAAGAGAGGCAGCCUGAAAAAUCUCGAUGGUUCAGGAAGAGAGACAAGAGUUCAUCUCGGGGCUCUGAGGACAGGAAUUUCCGCCGGGAGGAUUCAGACCGCAGGCGGGACAAAGGAAAAAGUAAGGAUGAGGCGUCAGUGACAGGAAGUGAUAGGAGAAAAGGCACAGAUGCCAGUGGAAAGAGUAGAUCAGCAUCCAAAGAAAAGGUAGAAAGCCUGGGUCUAAGAAAUCAGGAAGAGGAGGAUAGAGGAGAGCAUCGGAAACGCAGUUCUAGUGAUCAGUCCGUUAAUCAGGAAAGACUACAAGUGCCAGAACCUACUGUGCGGAGAUUAUCAUCCCCAGAAAUUGAUAAUUCUGGAGUAAUAACUGCAUCAUUACGUAUUCCUGUGCCAUUAGCCCAAGGAGGAGGACCCUUGGCAUUUGCACAAGAUAAAGAAAUUCCUUUUAUUGAAGACUCUAGUACUAGUGAUGAUAAAAAAAAUCGGCAACGUUCAUCACCACAUAAAGGAGGCGGGUCUCCAAGAAAUGAUAUUGCCAGGCAACGUUCAGGUAGUAGUGACUCUUACCUUGGUCAGCCCAUUACUGGCACCAUGAGCUUUCAACCGCUGACUAAGAAAGGUGGUGAUAAACAGAGUCAUGACUCUGUCCUGUCUUCAUCUUCGGCAGAUGUUUAUACACUGUCUCCCUCGCCUCGUAACACACCCUUGUCUGAUGUGUAUGCUUCAGGCACAUCAUCGCCUCUGAGUGGCGCUGGUUCACCUCCUCUUUGGCUUAGUCCUGACUCUGGAACACCAGGACUAUCACCACCAAAUUCACCCCCACCUCAGCCACGCCGUAGGGGUGAGUUAAGCAACAAUCCAAUAGCACAUUCGGUAACUCACACCUUUGGCACCAAACCUCCAGCAACACCAUCAAAAAGUAAAAGUUCCUCAUCCGUUGCUUCCCACGGACUUUUUCCAAUAGGCCGCUCCAAAACUGCAGAUAACAUUAAAACAGUAACUCAUCAUACAGAAGGAAGUGGCACUACGCCUGAAAAUCGUGAUGAAAUCGCACGGGAAACACGGGGACACAGGGACUAUGGUGGGGGUCGUCGCUAUACCCGCCGCCGCUACACUGGGGAAAGACACCCAACCGGACACCUUCCAGAUAUGAGUGCAUCAAAUGUUAGUGAAGGACAGACACAACUGUGGAAGCGAUGGGAGAUUAUUGCGUCAGAUCCAACAGAGCCUGAGACAUUUGUCUAGCUGAGGAGCCUCCCCACGGGUGAGGAGGCUUUAUAUAAACGCAUAUUCUGGCCUAAAUGAUCACUUAGAAAUAUCUUUCACACUCAUAUCUUUGCUCAAAUUUUCUUUCAACAAUGAUUUGUGUAAUAUGUGUAAAAAAGUCAAAGUAUUGUUUUACAGUUUGUAAUGAGCUACUAAAUCUUCCUGAUAAUCCAUAAAGGUGGAUUGAAAUUUACAAUUCAAUUAAUCCAUGUGGCAGCAUUAUCAAAGGUUUUGCACAGACAAUUAAAACUGAUCACAACAGAGAAUUUGGGUGGAAAAAAAAUCAUUAUGAAAUGUAGAUUUUUGAGUUCAGAAAUGUUAUUCAUAAACAAAUGAAGGAAAAAUUAAAUUGCCAGGUAUUUCUGGAUUAUCAGGGUAACACAACUUGCAAAGAAAUUUUCAAUUUGUGUAAUAAAAGUGGACAAGUUAAUUUGACUAAAAGUGAGUGUUAGAUGUACUAAGGCCACAGGUUCAGUGCUGAAAGUAAAAAGAAAUAACAGUAUAUAUGAUAUUCCUGAAUUCAUCAGAAAAAGAAAUAGUGGUUGUUAAAGAACUUUCAUGACAGCUACUUUUAGAACUUUGAAAGAUCAGCUUCAGUGUAUUUUGUACAGAAAUGUGUAAAUGGUGGAUAACGCUGUGUGAAAACUGUGUUUAAUCGCACUUAAUAUGUCAGCUGUGAUGUUUGUUGAGGAAGUUGCAGUCUGUAAGUCACUCUUUUGUGAAGAACCCUUUUAUAUAAAGUCAAUGUACAAUACAAAGAACUGAUAUAUUUCUGGUCUA
Messenger RNA from Penaeus monodon (black tiger shrimp), 5214 nucleotides. RefSeq lists its product as uncharacterized. Gene Ontology annotation, biological process: signal transduction. Lineage: Eukaryota; Metazoa; Arthropoda; Malacostraca; Decapoda; Penaeidae. The record is from RefSeq and is a predicted model, not a curated record.